UUGGGGCCCACGUCAUUGGUUUCCACGGUGGGCAGUUCUAUCGCUGCUCUUCCGGUGGAGACGUGGCUCUGUACUGCUGCCAUAUUGACGCUAGCUAGCUAACAAUCACACAACUUGAAGUCAGCUAUAUAUUCGCACCUUGCUAUUCCGGAGUGAGUAGAAAUCACCACAUCAAGAAACACGAGAAACGGAAGACCGUCGUACCUUAGAGAGAGACCAAAAUGGUGCUGUUGGCAGCGGCGGUGUGCACCAAGGCCGGCAAGGCCAUUGUAUCGCGGCAGUUUGUGGAAAUGACCCGGACACGCAUUGAGGGUCUUCUGGCUGCAUUCCCUAAACUGAUGAACACGGGAAAGCAGCACACCUUUGUGGAAACAGACAGUGUUCGCUAUGUUUACCAGCCGCUGGAGAAACUCUACAUGGUCCUCAUCACCACCAAGAACAGCAACAUCCUGGAAGACUUGGAGACCCUCAGACUCUUCUCCCGUGUGAUCCCAGAAUACUGUCGUGUGCUGGAGGAGAGCGAAAUAUCGGAGCACUGUUUUGACUUGAUCUUUGCUUUCGAUGAGAUUGUGGCACUAGGCUACAGAGAGAACGUCAACCUGGCUCAGAUCCGCACCUUCACAGAGAUGGACUCUCAUGAGGAGAAGGUUUUCCGUGCUGUCAGAGAGACCCAGGAAAGAGAGGCCAAGGCAGAGAUGAGGAGGAAGGCCAAGGAGCUGCAGCAGGCUAGGAGGGAUGCUGAACGCUCUGGAAAGAAGGUGCCAGCCUUUGGCGGCUUUGGCAGCGCCGGCAUGACCAGCAUCUCCUCAGGGUCCAUCAUCACAGACACCAUCGUUGAGCCCGAGAAGCCCAAGAUCACACCAGCUCCAGUCAGACCAAGUGGACCCAGUAAGGCUCUGAAACUGGGUGCUAAAGGAAAAGAGGUGGACAACUUUGUUGACAAGCUCAAGUCCGAGGGUGAAACCAUCAUGCCCACAACAGGCAAGAGGGGCUCAGAUGUAUCUAAAGCUCUGCCACCACCAGUCAAUGUGGAGAGUGUACAUCUGCGUGUGGAGGAGAAGAUCUCACUGACUUGUGGUCGUGACGGCGGCCUACAGAACAUGGAGGUGCUGGGCAUGAUUACGCUCCGAGUCACAGACGACAAGAGCGGACGCAUCCGCCUCAUUAUCAACAAUAAUGACAACAAAGGAUUGCAGCUGCAAACACAUCCCAAUGUGGACAAGAAGUUGUUCACAACUGAUUCAGUGAUUGGCCUGAAGAACCCAGAGAAGUCCUUCCCUCUCAACAAUGAUGUUGGUGUGCUGAAGUGGAGACUACAGACCACAGACGAGUCCCUCAUACCUCUAACCAUAAACUGCUGGCCUUCAGAGAGCGGUAGCGGCUGUGAUGUUAACAUCGAAUACGAGCUGCAGGAGGAGAGCCUCGAGCUCAACGACGUGGUCAUCAGUAUUCCUGUACCGUCUGGUGUGGGAGCUCCGCUGAUUGGGGAUCUGGAUGGAGAGUACAAACAUGACAGCAGACGAAACAUUCUGGAGUGGAGCCUACCCGUCAUCGAUGCCAACAACAAGACGGGCAGCCUGGAGUUCAGCAUCGCCGGACAGCCCAAUGACUUCUUCCCCAUCGCUGUGUCCUUUGUUUCCAAGCGCAACUACUGCGACAUCCAGGUUACCAAAGCGACUCUCGUAGAUGACGACAGCUCUGUUAGAUUCUCCUCAGAAAUCUCCUUUGUUGUCGACAAAUACGAAAUCCUGUAAAAUAUAUUCAAAGAAAUCAACUAAAUCAAAAAAUCACCAACAAAAAAAAGUCCAAAUCUAUGCUACAGAGAAAGAUUGAAGAUUUCUUGCCUGCCCACCCUGUAUACUAUUUCAGAGACUGUACAUCGACAGGACUACGUCAGCCCUCUGACAAAGCCUCUUCCUGUGGUGGAGCAGAGCAGCGGUGGUGUAUUUAUAUGUUUGUAUGAGAGAGGAUCAUCUAUAUAUAGAGUUAAUUGAACAGGAAAAACCAACAAACACAAAAAAAGAAAACUACACUGAUGCUGUUGUGUUCGCCAAGCAGAACUGUAAAGAGGACUUGAGACUAAUUAGAGGAUGACUGCAGGGUGCAGGAGAGGCCGGGGGCCGUCUCCUCGUCAGUCUAUCAGUAAAGCCCUGCCAGGAGGGAGAACAUCAGUCUCCACUAGAAUGAGCGCUGGUAGUUUAGCUUCCCCCGAGCAUCAUGCACCCUCCACGCCCUUUCUUCGUCACAUUGCAAUGGUUCAUCUUUGAUGGGGUUCUUGCUUUAUUUCCUUUCAGAUUUUCUUAUCCAUAAUAACUGCAGAAUUGUAUCUGUCCCAAUCAUAAUAAGCCUGUCACUCUUUAAUCGUUAAACUAUUGUGAUUUGCUCUAUUGGUAUCUCACUUCAGAUGAUUUUUUUUUCUUUCUCGUGAGGACACUUAGUUUUCAGUUUUUGUAGAGGUAACACUUUGCUGAUUAUUAGAAAUAUGGCUCUGUGCUCAGUAUAUUGUCUACUGUCUGCAGUUAUCAUCAGCAAAAUUGUCGUGUCCUUUUAUUUUUAAUUGAUAUUUUUUUACUGUAUAAUUUGUAAUUGUUUACCACUAAUCUGGAUAUUGAAAUUUGGUAGGAAUUCUCAGCCGGAGGGCAAAGUUAGCUACCAGUAAAUACAUCUGACCAUUGCAUCUGUUAAAACUUCUUCUGCCCUUCUUUUUUUUUUUUUUUUUUGUAACACCAUAGCAACCACUCCUCAAUUUGUCAAAAAGAGCCAUGUUUCACUCGGGUCCAUUAAAGUUCAACGAUCAGCUCAGAUAUCACAGAGUAAAAUACUUUGAUCGCAGCCCAGAAACAACAUCCAAGCCCUUAAUCGAACAUCAGAUCUCAGAUCGGACUGGGUGUGUGUUGGCAUGAUUGUGGAAAUCCACACAGAGCCGGGAUCACAGACUGCCAGCCUGAUAUUCGACCCACUCCCCUCACAUCCCAGGUAAGCAGAGAGACGGUAAACUCUGCUGCACACACCCCGCCUGCUCAUCUACCUGGUCAUCCUUUUACUGCAUUCUCAUAGUGCAUCAAUAUUAUUCAAGAUAUAACAUAUGUCUUUCAUUUUAUUGUUUUUUCUUUUUUUUCAUCUGUCCUCCCCAAAUCUCAAUUUAGCAAUGGUUGUAUGGACGUGGGGUUGAAAAUGACCAGAUUGAUCAUUUUUAACUUAAUUACUGAAGGGGAAUCUUAACAUUCCAGUGUACAAUUAGAAAAAAAGAAUCUUUAAUGGAAUAAAAUGUAUUAUUGAAAAUGUCAA
Messenger RNA from Cottoperca gobio, 3288 nucleotides. It is a transcript of the gene arcn1b, whose product is annotated as archain 1b. NCBI's taxonomy places the organism in Eukaryota, Metazoa, Chordata, Actinopteri, Perciformes, Bovichtidae. Gene Ontology annotation, cellular component: COPI vesicle coat. Gene Ontology annotation, biological process: retrograde vesicle-mediated transport, Golgi to endoplasmic reticulum; endoplasmic reticulum to Golgi vesicle-mediated transport; Golgi localization. The transcript has 10 exons. The record is from RefSeq and is a predicted model, not a curated record. Bases 222 to 1754 code for a protein of 510 amino acids.